AUGAGCAUCACAGCCAGACGGAUGGAACAAGAACGACAAGAAGCAAGAACGCGAUUGGCUGCUACUAACAUGGGACAGGAGCAACCACCUCCUUCUGUUCCAACCCUGGUGGACAGGACUAGGCCAGUAAUCAGUACCAAUCCUACCCACCUUCCAGCAUCAACUUCCCAAGCAAUAUUGGAAGAACCCCCAAGGCCGGCUUUCCACCAAGCUGCUCAAGCGGACAGUUCUAAAGGCAAUGAGGAAGAAAUUCAUGGGAUCUCUAUUACCAGUUUAGGUAUUGAUCGAGCAAUGAUGCCGGAGGGCAUCAAGAACGCCAAAAUAAAAGGAUCGUGGGACAGAGCAAGCAAUAUGGCGGCAUUACCAGGUAAGUGCUCGCCAGGUGGGGGUGACAGUGAAAGUGGUGGAGCCGGUGAGGAAGUUAUGAACCAGCUCCUAGAAACCUUUGGGUCGGACAGCACAAAGAUCGCCCUGCUGGACACUGGCUAUUGUCGCAAAAGUCGCCACGGACUUGGCCUCAUCACCAGCAGCAACAAACUUCACGAAGCCUGCCAGAAGGUCCUCAAGAAAGAAGAAGACACCUUCAAGAACCAACGCUUCCAGUUCUUACACUACCUGGUCCGACUAGGCUACUCAACUGAGUUUGUGGAAGAUUAUGUGGAACGAGGUCUGAUGCCCCGCAUCAUCAAGGAAACCUACGUCAACUUCUUGGCUCUGCUCAACAAAAUCCGCCACAAAGAUAUGGGCGCAGAUGAAGCCUGGGAAGACUCUGAGGCCUACGUCAUACUCCAGGUCCACUCGGAGAAUCUCCUGGACAUUUGCACGAACUCCAACAGCAAGAAGAUGUUGCUCCUCCAGAAUUACAUCUACCUCUGCGAUGCCCGCAAGAAAGAUUUUUGCAGCAACACCAUCACUGAGAAGAACAUUGAACGAGUGAACAAGACAAACCAGAAGCUCCAAAGGGAGUUGGAAUCCCUUUGGGCGGCCAAAGGUCGAGGAGGCCGGGAACCUACCAAGGACAAGGACAAGGAAGGAGAUUCGACUCUCAAGAAGUGUUCUCAAUGCAAGAGUCGCACUCUGCAAACUGCCUUGAAACUCAAACACAACAAGACUGUCUGCCCCCCUGGCAGGGCAUGCCGGCUCAUGGGCCAAGGUCGCGGCGGAACAAGUUGCUACUGCCGUCUUGGCCAACAAGGAGCGCCCGGUUGGAGAUAUUAUCAAGGAAGUAUCAGACAACUGGCCCAAGAGAUCCUAGGCCGGGGGAGAAACUGGCAACCACCGGAGGUGCCACACAUGUGGUAUACUCUGGAGCAAAAUUCCGGAGGAGCCGCUUGGUCUACUCUGGGGACAUAUCCGAAGGGCCGCCGAAAGGCCAUCUACUACUUUGGGGACCACCAUUCCGAAGGGACGACCGAAAGGUCUCCACUUUGGGGACAAUGCACACAUCACACAUCAAGCCAAAUGAAGCAGUCACUCAUCAUCCAAACUGCCUCCUACAAUCAACACCCACCACCACCACCACACUUGUGA
Messenger RNA from Cylindrotheca closterium, 1530 nucleotides. The record is from the annotation of a GenBank genome assembly. Lineage: Eukaryota; Bacillariophyta; Bacillariophyceae; Bacillariales; Bacillariaceae.